Drosophila rhopaloa is the source of this 1313-nucleotide messenger RNA. RefSeq names its product rRNA methyltransferase 3, mitochondrial. Bases 35 to 1249 code for a protein of 404 amino acids. The transcript is spliced from 2 exons. The record is from RefSeq and is a predicted model, not a curated record. Gene Ontology annotation, biological process: RNA processing. Gene Ontology annotation, molecular function: RNA binding; RNA methyltransferase activity. Lineage: Eukaryota; Metazoa; Arthropoda; Insecta; Diptera; Drosophilidae.
UGAAUAUUCAAACAUCUGUUCAACUCAACCGACCAUGUUUUGUAAUAUUUUAAAACGCUCGUUUCAAGCAAAUAUUAAAAAUGUGAAUAACUUGAAUGUACUGCGAUUGAGCAGCUCCUAUAAUCCCCAAAGCGACAUCAAGGAUGCACUGGACAUAGAGGCCAAUCUCUUCGGGAAUUCAGAUUUGAAGCACGAGCCGGUAAACACGCGGGAAGCUUUACGCAAGAACCGCACCAAAUCGUUUGUUCCUAGAAAGCCCAAGGAAACCAGUGCUCCCCCGGCUCCCCGAAAGUUCACGGCUCCCCCUGCUCCACGGAUAGCUCCCACUCCCGCUCCAGUGAUCAAGGACAGUGAACUGAAUCUGGAGUUUGUGCGCCUCACCCUGCAGGAUCCUUUGACCAGCACUCUUUUGACCACAGUGCGUUCCCGCAAGCGACGAGACAAGAACCGUCAGAUCAUCGUCGAGGGCAGACGCCUCAUCCAGGAGGCUCUGCAAUGUGGUCUAAAAAUGGAGACUCUCCUCUUCAGCCAGAAAGAUCAGUUGGCUCUGGUCAAGGAGGAAGUGGGCAAAGCGCAGCUGGAGUCUCGGGCAAAGAUCUACAAAGUGCCGCAGCAUGACCUGAAGACAUGGUCUUCACUGGUUACCCCACCCGGUUUGAUGGCCAUCUUUGACAGGCCCUCAGGUAAAGGUUUGGAGAAGAACCUGGCUGAGCAACAGCGACUGGGCACUCAGCCCUUGCCGAUAACAGUCGUGUGCGAUAAUAUCAGAGAACCCAACAACCUGGGCAGCAUCAUCAGGACGUGUGCCGCUCUACCCUGCAGCCAGGUGGUGGUUACCCACGGCUGCUGCGAUCCCUGGGAGUCGAAGGCCCUGCGAGGAGGCUGUGGUGGUCAGUUCCGAGUGCCCAUUCGCGAUGAUGUCCCCUGGGAGGAGCUCCCGUUAACCAUUCCACCAGAGGCCGCCGACGACUGUCAUGUAUUCAUUGCGGAGAACAACCAAGAGAAGCGGGAGAACAAUCAGACCAUUGAUUAUGCAGAUAUCGGGGGCAUCGGUGCACAUAAUCUGCUCAUUAUUGGUGGAGAGAGUCACGGAGUCAGCGAGGAAGCUUACCGCUUCUUAAACUUGGUUGGAAACAAAGGAAAGUGUGUCUAUAUACCCCUGGCAGCUGGAAUUGAUAGCUUGAAUGUGGCAUCCGCUUUGACGUUGUUGCUUUUCGAGUUGCGAAGAAAAAUUAACCAGAAGGCUUAAAGUUUAGGUUUCAAAUACAAAAAUAUAUAUAAAAAGUAUUUCGUUGAAUAAAACAAAAGUUUUC